This is a messenger RNA of Alexandromys fortis (reed vole), 1292 nucleotides long. It is a transcript of the gene Rtn4ip1, whose product is annotated as reticulon 4 interacting protein 1. Gene Ontology annotation, molecular function: zinc ion binding; oxidoreductase activity. The record is from RefSeq and is a predicted model, not a curated record. Bases 75 to 1268 code for a protein of 397 amino acids. Gene Ontology annotation, cellular component: mitochondrion. The transcript is spliced from 9 exons. NCBI's taxonomy places the organism in Eukaryota, Metazoa, Chordata, Mammalia, Rodentia, Cricetidae.
UUUUUUUUUUUUUUUUUUUUUUUUUUUUUUUUUUUUUUUUUUUUUUUGAGGACGCGGCUCCAUCCCUUCCCAGGAUGGAGGUUUUGAAGUCUUGUGUACUUAGGAGAAGUGCAUGUGCCGCCGCCGCCUGCUUCUGGAGAAGCAGAGUUAUCCCAAAGAGGCCAUUUAGAGAGAUUAGUACUACGCCUGCCAGAAGCACUGUUAUGCCCGCUUGGGUGAUAGAUAAAUACGGAAAGAAUGACGUUCUUCGGUUCACACAAGACAUGCUGUUACCUAUCAUACACUAUCCAAACGAAGUCAUUAUCAAAGUCCAUGCUGCCAGUGUAAAUCCUAUAGAUGUUAAUAUGAGAAGUGGUUAUGGAGCGACUGCCUUAAAUAUGAAGCGUGAUCCUUUGCAUAUAAGAACCAAAGGAGAAGAGUUUCCUCUGACUCUGGGUCGGGAUGUGUCUGGCGUGGUGAUGGAGUGUGGGCUUGACGUAAAGUAUUUCCAGCCUGGAGAUGAGGUCUGGGCUGCAGUUCCUCCUUGGAAACAAGGCACUUUGUCAGAAUUCGUCGUGGUCAGUGGGAAUGAGGUCUCGCACAAGCCCAAAUCACUCACUCAUACUCAUGCUGCCUCUUUGCCGUAUGUGGCUCUCACAGCCUGGUCUGCCAUAAACAAGGUUGGUGGCCUGAAUGCCAAGAAUUGCAUGGGAAAACGCGCUUUAAUCUUGGGUGCAUCAGGUGGAGUUGGUACUUUUGCGAUACAGAUAAUGAAAGCAUGGGGCGCUCAUGUGACUGCAGUUUGUUCUCAAGAUGCCAGUGAACUUGUAAGGAGGCUCGGAGCAGACGAGGUCGUUGAUUACACGCUGGGAAGCGUGGAAGAGCAGUUGAAAUCUUUAAAACUGUUUGACUUUAUCCUUGAUAAUGUUGGUGGAUCUACUGAAACAUGGGCUCUAUAUUUUCUCAAGAAGUGGUCAGGAGCCACCUAUGUGACGCUGGUGACUCCUUUUCUCCUGAACAUGGACCAACUGGGCAUUGCUGAUGGCAUGUUGCAGACAGGAGUCACCAUGGGUACCAAGACCUUGAAGCAUUUCUGGCAAGGGGUUCAUUACCGCUGGGCCUUCUUCAUGGCCAGUGGUCCAUAUCUAGAUGAAAUUGCAGAACUGGUGGACGCGGGAAAGAUUCGGCCAGUUAUUGAACAAACCUUCCCCUUUUCUGAAGUCCCAGAAGCCUUCCUGAAGGUGGAAAGAGGCCACGCCCGGGGAAAGACUGUGGUUAACGUUAUUUAAAUAAACAUGUGCUUGCCAGGGGUU